GGCGAGCUCACCUAUUCAUUCCCACCGCUUCGACCACAGGGAUUCCAAAGCGACGUCUCGAUCUCAGACGUCUCUCCUUCGCUCCAGAUCUGCAUUUCCAGACCCGCUAAUCAUUUAUUUCUGUGCCGCGGCACUUCAAACUUAAUGUGGCCGAAACGGAAUUCAUUCUCAGCUCCUCCAGUGCCCCCUGACUGAUUGGCACAGCGUUGUAAGCUGCACAUUAGGAGUGGGCGUCUUUAGCUGGGCCGGGGCUUCGGACGGCGCCGGCGGAGCGGCGAGAGCCAUGGACGAGGAGAUCGUGUCCGAGAAGCAAGCCGAGGAGAGCCACCGGCAGGACAGCGCCAACCUGCUCAUCUUCAUCCUGCUGCUCACCCUCACCAUUCUCACGAUCUGGCUCUUCAAGCACCGCCGGGCCCGCUUCCUGCACGAAACCGGCCUGGCUAUGAUUUAUGGUCUUUUGGUGGGCCUUGUGCUUCGAUAUGGCAUUCAUGUCCCAAGCGAUGUAAAUAAUGUGACCCUGAGCUGUGAAGUGCAGUCAAGCCCAACUACCUUAUUGGUAAAUGUUAGUGGGAAAUUUUAUGAAUAUACACUUAAAGGAGAGAUCAGUUCACAUGAACUCAAUAACGUGCAAGAUAAUGAAAUGCUUAGAAAGGUUACCUUUGAUCCAGAAGUAUUUUUCAACAUAUUGCUUCCUCCUAUCAUAUUUUAUGCAGGAUAUAGUCUGAAAAGAAGACAUUUCUUUCGAAACCUUGGGUCUAUCCUAGCAUAUGCUUUUCUUGGAACAGCAAUUUCUUGUUUUGUAAUUGGGUCAAUAAUGUAUGGCUGUGUCACACUGAUGAAAGUGACCGGACAGCUUGCGGGAGAUUUUUACUUUACAGACUGUCUGCUGUUUGGUGCCAUUGUAUCAGCAACUGACCCAGUGACUGUCCUUGCCAUAUUCCACGAGCUUCAAGUGGAUGUUGAACUCUACGCACUUCUUUUUGGGGAGAGUGUCCUCAAUGACGCCGUUGCCAUAGUGCUGUCUUCCUCAAUAGUGGCAUACCAGCCAGCCGGAGACAACAGCCACACCUUUGAUGUCACAGCCAUGUUCAAGUCCAUUGGGAUUUUCCUUGGGAUCUUCAGUGGAUCUUUCGCAAUGGGUGCCGCUACUGGCGUGGUGACAGCUUUAGUGACAAAGUUCACCAAAUUACGGGAGUUCCAUUUGUUGGAGACAGGCUUGUUCUUCUUGAUGUCCUGGAGUACUUUCCUCUUGGCUGAAGCGUGGGGUUUCACAGGUGUGGUUGCAGUGUUGUUCUGCGGCAUCACACAGGCCCAUUACACGUACAAUAAUCUGUCCACAGAGUCUCAGCAUAGAACUAAACAGUUGUUUGAGCUUCUCAAUUUCUUGGCAGAGAAUUUCAUCUUCUCCUACAUGGGACUGACACUGUUCACCUUCCAGAACCAUGUCUUUAACCCGACAUUUGUAGUAGGUGCAUUUGUUGCUAUUUUCUUGGGAAGAGCUGCUAAUAUUUACCCCUUGUCCCUCUUACUUAAUUUGGGUAGAAGAAGUAAGAUUGGAUCAAAUUUUCAGCACAUGAUGAUGUUUGCUGGCCUCCGUGGCGCAAUGGCAUUUGCUUUGGCCAUUCGGGAUACUGCAACUUACGCACGCCAGAUGAUGUUCAGCACCACGCUUCUGAUUGUGUUUUUUACUGUAUGGGUAUUUGGCGGUGGCACAACUGCCAUGCUGUCAUGCUUGCAUAUAAGGUACUGUGCUAGACUCUGGGGAUACAGAGAUGAAUUGAGACAUGGCCUUUACCCUCAAGGAGCUCACAGUCUAUUUGGGGAGACUGACAGGGUUGGUGUCGAUUCCGACCAAGAACAUUUGGGCAUUCCGGAAAAUGAAAGAAGAACCACCAAAGCAGAGAGCGCCUGGCUUUUCCGGAUAUGGUACAACUUUGAUCAUAACUACCUGAAGCCUCUGCUGACGCACAGCGGGCCUCCCCUCACCACCACGCUCCCCGCCUGCUGCGGGCCCAUCGCGAGAUGCCUGACCAGCCCCCAAGCUUAUGAGAACCAGGAGCAGUUGAAAGACGAUGACUCCGAUCUCAUUCUCAAUGAUGGCGACAUUAGUCUGACGUAUGGGGAUUCUACUGUGAACACCGAAUCAGGAACAUCCGGUGCCCCUAGGAGGUUUAUGGGAAAUAGUUCAGAAGAUGCCUUGGAUCGGGAGCUCUCAUUUGGGGACCACGAACUGGUCAUCCGGGGAACACGCUUGGUUCUUCCCAUGGAUGAUUCUGAACCCCCAUUAAAUUUGUUAGAUAAUACGAGACACAGUCCGGCCUAAGCUUACUAAUACUCACUUAGUGAUUUGUAAAAUUUGCACAUGUGAUUGUGAAGAAAUUUGUACUACCUAAAAAGUCCCAGUGCAUGUCUCUGAAUGUUUAAGCUAUAUAAAUGCUCUUUAUAUGGCAUCGAGAGAAUAUAAAUACCCUGUACAAGGCAGAUUGUGAACAAACUAUUCCUUUAUGUUUCAUUGGCUGCACUAUGUAGAUUGGAUCUGUUUUAGAAAAAAGUUAUUUUCACAGUGAUGUUGUGUGUUCCGUUAGCUUUACGUCUCAGUUAAAGUAUAAAAAGUGACACAUGUACUCUUUCUUACACUUACCUGAUACUUAACCAGAGUACCAAGUUCUUGUGCCGUGAAUUCAUUUUGUUUUGUGGGAGGGGAGGGAGAGGAAAGAGGGCGUGUUAUUUCUGGGGAAGCCCAGGGAGGAGAGAAACAAGCACGUGUUCAUUGCUCCUGCCUUGGAUGUGACCUUUUUCUUUCUUUUUUUCUCCGGUGGCCUGUUGUGGCAUUAGAGGCUGAGGGUGUUCAGAUCUUGCCCCGCUGGGCUUGGGAGUGAAAUGGGCGGGGUGGGGGGCGCUUUCCCCCCUCCCCGUGAGAGAACAGAUUCAUUGACACUGGUGUUCGGAAAAGACAUCCAAGACUUCGUUACUUUUCUCCCAGACCAAGACCGUAGGAAGGCGUCGCGUUAUCCGGCCAGCUUAGCCAAAAGUACGGGUGUUCAUAGUUCAGGGCACGUGGUUUCCGUUGGCAGGGGCAGGGGCAGAGCACAGGAAGGGCAUAAAGGGGUGGGGGGGUGGUCUUUCGGAGAUCUCUCUUCCCAAAUGUGUAAAUAUUCAAUACCAGAUAAGUUUAAAUAAGAAACUCAGUUGCUGCUUACUUUUUGAUUAUAAACUUGAUCUGUAUAGCAAGCUUUGUGGUCAAAUGUUUUUAUAUCAAUUUAAAUUGCUGCUCUUUAGCAGCCAAACAGGAGCAAAAUGUAAAAUUUUUGAACUUACUGUGUCUAAUUGUCAGUCGUUAGUCUGCACUUGAUGUUAAAAGUUAAUUUAUGACUCCAUGAUCGUUGCCACACUACAUCAAAGUCCGUCGUAAAGAACCGCGCUGCCCUGGAGAGCUUAUCAUAAGGGCAGUGGCUCCUUUAUGUGCACCGGCGGUAGUUGUCUUAGUUUUCAUGUGACUUUUUAAUAUGAAAUGCCCAAGCUGCCGUGUGUGGGUGUGUGGGUGUGUGGGCGUGUGUGUGGUGUGUGGCUGUGUGUGGGUGUGGUGGGUUUUGUUUUUGUUUUUGUUUUUUGUUUUUACAGUUUUCAAGGAAGAGUACAUAGCAACUUCCCAUUUCCUACUGAGACAAUGAAAGAUUCUACUUUGUAAUGCUGAAAACACCUGCAGGUGCGUUGAACGCUUAGAAGGGGGUUAGUCUCUGAUGUCGAUCCUGACCUGUUAAGGUUUCAGAAGAAAAAUACGAGCUCUUGUGGGUCUUUCCCCCCUCGGGUCUGAGUAGCAUUGCCUUAAAUCUUCCCCAAUUCGCAAAAUUGAUUUGUUUACGUGAUACUAAAAUUUUCCAGCCAAAAAUAUCUUUUCCGAGCAAAAUAUUCUCCCCCAGGUAGCUGUACUGUUGCAAACACUCCUGGAGAUUUUAAGGGAAUUCUCCCGUUGUACCCUUGAGUGGCAGCUCUAACUGUUGGCAUAGAUAGCCAUUUGUUAUGUAGUGGUACCGACUUUCCUGCUAUGCAGGAACCCCGCGAAGUGUGCAUUUUAUAUAAUGAAUGUGUGCCUCUUCAUGCAGUCUCUAAUUCUUGCUAAUGUGUGUUUGAGGGGCUUUGAACUUCAGCAUCAUUUACCCACGCAGUUAUUCAAGUUGUAAAAGGUCAUACAAAAAAUGAACAACUACCUUUUAUAUUCUGUCAGGUUACUGAGCUCACUUCAUGAAAAUGGCUGUAAAUACUUAGCAUGACAAAUUCAGUAACUCGUCUCUUUCAGCAUGCAUAAGACUUUUUCUUAGGGAAACCGAUACAGCUUGAGUCAACUGAAUCUGCCUUCGUGCUGUAUCAGAGGGGAACCAAGCCUUCUGUGCUUACGUCAGCAUCUGGAAGAUUCUCCUCUCCUCUGAUCUGUGUGUGCAUCUCCAAGCAAAGAAGAAAACACAAACUGUGCUCUCAUACCCAUUGGUUUUAGACACCUGAGUGAACUUGAAUGAAGGACAGUCUGAGUUACCAUCACGCACAAGUAGAGCUGCUCUUGGACUUGCUGUUCUGUUCUUUGUGAACCCUACACGUUUGAAUGACUCAAACAUUGCAUCUUUUAAAGUUAUUUUGUAAGGUUCCUUGGCAUCUAUCCUCCUUGUCUGUGUUUGGCAAUGUGCUGUUAAAGAAAUAGACUUAAUCUGUAUGUAUUUUUUGUUUUCCCUUGCAGUACUUGGACAGAUGUUAUAGUGGUUUCUUUUAGGAAAAUCUGUCAUUAAAAAAAAUUAUAGCCUUGCAAAUAACCAGU
This is a messenger RNA of Herpailurus yagouaroundi (jaguarundi), 4807 nucleotides long. It is a transcript of the gene SLC9A6, whose product is annotated as solute carrier family 9 member A6. Gene Ontology annotation, biological process: sodium ion import across plasma membrane; proton transmembrane transport; potassium ion transmembrane transport. Gene Ontology annotation, molecular function: sodium:proton antiporter activity; potassium:proton antiporter activity. Bases 284 to 2323 code for a protein of 679 amino acids. NCBI's taxonomy places the organism in Eukaryota, Metazoa, Chordata, Mammalia, Carnivora, Felidae. Gene Ontology annotation, cellular component: plasma membrane; recycling endosome. The record is from RefSeq and is a predicted model, not a curated record. The transcript has 18 exons.